Heterocephalus glaber (naked mole-rat) is the source of this 1767-nucleotide messenger RNA. RefSeq names its product transmembrane and ubiquitin like domain containing 2 (gene Tmub2). Lineage: Eukaryota; Metazoa; Chordata; Mammalia; Rodentia; Bathyergidae. Gene Ontology annotation, biological process: ERAD pathway. The record is from RefSeq and is a predicted model, not a curated record. Gene Ontology annotation, molecular function: protein binding.
UUCCUGUCCUUGCUCUAACAGCUUCCGGGAGAAGCCGGAAGAAACCGGGCUCCGGACAGAAUCGGGGUUUGCGGGCCCCACCGGAGAGACGAAACCAGGGGCCGCCCUGGGGAAGUCAAAAGACUAACUCUGGCCUUUUCAGCGAUUGCAAUAUGCCAGGCUUGCGAGCAUUAAUUUGCUUCGAUGGCUUCGCGUCAUCUUCAGAGCAACCUUAUGAGUGUGGACCCGGGCAGCAGCCAGGCAUGGAGCUCUCUGGCGUCAGCCUCAUCGAGGGUGUGGAUAAUGAGGUGACAGUGGUGGCAGGUGUGCUGGUGCUGGUUCUGGCCCUGGUCCUAGCUUGGCUCUCCACAUAUGUAGCAGACAGCGGUAGCAGUCAGCUCCUGGGAACUAUUGUGUCAGCAGGCGACACCUCCGUCCUCCACUUGGGCCAUGUGGACCAGUUGAUGGCGGGCCCAGGCACCCUAGAGUCCCCUGAGCUACCCCACCCAUUGGAGGGCAGUGAAGAGAAGGCUGAAGAGACCUGCACAAGCAGGGGGGAUGUGACGAGGGAGCUGGGUGCCGAGGUAGGUGUGGAGCCCAGCCUAGAGCAGCUCCUGGAUAUCCAGGGCCUGCCCAGGCAGCAGGCGGGUGUGGAGAGAGCUGCUCCGGAAGACCUGCCAGAGUCAGAUGGGGGCACUUGCCUGCCCUCUGGUGCCACCCUCAUCAACCUGCGGCUCAAACUCCUCAAUGACACUGAGGAACUGGCCGUGGCCACGCCGGAGGACACCGUGGGUGCCCUGAAGAGCAAAUACUUCCCUGGACAAGAGAGCCAGGUGAAACUCAUCUACCGAGGCCGCCUGCUACAGGAUCCCGAGAGCACAUUGCGUUCCCUGAACAUCACUGACAACUGUGUGAUCCACUGCCACUGCUCACCCCCAGGGGAUACUGCCCCAGACUCCUCAGCCCCCCUGGCCCCCUCGGCUGCAGAGUCACCCAGCCUGGGCAUCAGUGUGGGCAGCCUUGUGGUGCCCAUGUUUGUGGUGCUCUUGGGCGUGGUCUGGUACUUCCGGAUCAACUACUGCCAGUUUUUCCCAGCCCCCGCCACAGUCUCCUUGGUGGGCAUCACGGUCUUCUUCAGCUUCUUGGUUUUUGGGAUGUAUGGGCGAUAGGACCUGGAGAGACACACAGGGCAUGGGCACCCUGCACUGCUGCUUCCCUUUCCAGGCCACUGCUGGGUCAGGCCUGGAGGGUGGUAGCCAGGUUGUGGUGAUGGCCAGGCCAGGGCCAGCUGGUGGGCGUUGGGCUGCCUGCCAGGCUAGGCACAAUCAUCCCCAUGUUGGUGCAACUCAGGUAGAAAGCCAGGUGUCACCUGGCAUCCCUUUCAGGCUCAGAGCUGUGCCUGGCUCGUGGAAGCUUGGGCUCUCACUCCUCUCCAUGUCCGGGCCUGGCACUGCUGCAGAGGCCUUUGGUGGUAGUGCCGAGCCUGGCAUGGCACUGGCAGGGUGAGUUUGUCCCUGCCUCCCCCAGCACUGAGCCACCCCUGCCCUUAUGGGAAUGGGGGACCUCCCUUCUCAGCACUUUGCUGGCCUUUCUUAUUAGUCUUUUAUGGGGCUCAGGUGGGAAGGCACCAGGCUACAGUGCUGCACCCCUAGGCCCAGGGCUGCAAGUGGAGCACUGGCUGUCAGCCGGCCCCUGCUGUUGGGCCCUGAGGGGUCAUCAGGCCCAGGCCUGGCAGCAGGGUAAAGGCUUGGGUGUCUGUGACUGAAUAAAGUUGCAUUUUGUGGCCAA